This is a messenger RNA of Clunio marinus, 4469 nucleotides long. The record is from the annotation of a GenBank genome assembly. Lineage: Eukaryota; Metazoa; Arthropoda; Insecta; Diptera; Chironomidae.
UAAAACAGUUCUUCGGAUAAUCAAUUUUUUGUUCGCUAUUUUUUAUCUCUCCCGUAUUUAUUUCUAUUUUACCUGGAAAAUAGAUUAAUUUUUGAGCAAAAGUUAAUAUCAAAGCAGUUCUUAAACGUUUAAGAUUGAUAUUGUUAUAAACCGAAGUGAAAAUUUAUAUAAAUUGAAUCAAAAUUUUAACAAAAUUGAUUUGGGAGUGGUUUUUUUUCUUGUUCGAUUACACGCAUUAUUACAUUUUCUACCUUGUUGUUAUCAGUUAAACUUUGUUAUUCGUGGUGAUAACAGUGGGAAAUAAUUGAUCCUGAUCCAUUGGAUAAUUUAUUUGAAGAGAAAAAACAACUCUGCACUCUUUGUCAUUCAAUUCUCUUGAGAAUGCAUUAAAGUUUGACUUCAUCAUAGAUUAAUUAACGAUUUUUUGUGCUUAAAAUAACAGUCAUCAUGUUAAAGUUUAUUCGAUCGAAAGGAAAUCAACAGCCAUCCGCUGAACGUCAAAAAUUACAAAAGGAAUUGUAUGCAUUUAGAAAGACUGUCCAACAUGGAUUCCCACACAAACCAUCAUCAUUGGCAUAUGAUCCGGUGUUGAAUUUAAUGGCGAUUGGUACAACAACCGGCGUUAUAAAAGUCUUUGGACAACCAGGCGUUGAAUUUUAUGGACAAACAACGCCAAUCAUUACAUCAACAAAUCCCACGCCAACUGAUUGUUUGGUUCAAAUAUUGGAAUUCAUUCCUGGAAACGGUCGAUUAUUAUCGCUGACAUCAAAUAAUCAACUUACAUUAUGGGAGCCGGCUGGCAAUUUACUUGUUGCAAUCAAAACUCUUGCUUUGGAGAAGUUCAAGAAAGUGUCAACAUUGUGCUGUUCUUUUCUCAAAGAUCUUCUUUGGAUUGGAACGGAAGGUGGAAAUGUUUAUCAAUUUGAUUUAAAGACAUUUCAAAUUAAGGAAUCGACAAUUUAUCACGAUACUGUUUUUGAUAAACUUCCACCAAGUUAUAAAUUAAAUCCUGGAGCGAUUGAAGCUGUUAAGCAACGUCCAAACAAUCCACAACAAUUGUUGAUUGCCUACAAUCGUGGAUUGGCAGUUUUAUAUGAUUUGGAGAAGAACGACGUCAUUCAAUCUUAUGUGUCACCAGGACAUGGCAUGAGUGUUGGCAUUGACAUUAAUGCUGAUGGUGAGACAUUCACUUGGUACCAUGCUGACGGUUCUUAUGCGACUUGGGAUGUGAAUGGAAAGAAUGAACCGGAAAAUCAAAAGUACGUUCCUUACGGUCCCGACCCUUGCAAAGCUAUCGAUCGUCUUGUUCGAGGCUUUCGUGGCAAUGACGAGUUAGUUGUGUUCUCAGGUGGAAUGCCACGAUCAGCUUAUGGUGAUCAUCAAUGUGUUUCUGUUCAUUGCAAAGAUGGAACGAAAGUUGCAUUCGAUUUCACAUCGAAGGUCAUUGACUUCUUCGUGACAUUUCAUACAUCAAUUGAUGAGUUGGUGGAGAAGCCACAAGCUGAAGUGUUGAUUGUUCUAUUAGAAGAAGAGCUCGUUGCUUAUGAUUUAACACAAAAAUCACUUCCACCUGUUAAUGCGCCUUAUCUUCAUUCACUUCAUGCUUCAGCCGUCACAUGCAAUCAUUUAGUGUCACAAGUCACUGCUGAGGUUUAUGAUAAGAUUGUCCAAGCCGGGAUUCAUCAAUAUGCUAAAUAUAGCGACAUUGAAUGGCCAAUAAACGGUGGCGAAGUUCCUGAGAGAGAAAAUGAUUCCGGCGUCACUGAAUAUGACAUUUUAUUGACCGGUCAUGAAGAUGGAUCAGUGAAGUUCUGGAAUUGUUCGGAUGUUUGUUUGAUUCCUUUGUUGCAUGUGAAAACCGCGCAAUUGUUUGGCAAUAGUGACGAUUUGGAUCAUCCAAGAGAUGACGAUGAACCGCUUGAUGAUUCCGAGCCCCCUUUUAGAAAAGCUGGACAAUUCGAUCCAUAUUCAGAUGAUCCUCGUUUAGCAGUGAAGAAAAUUGCUUUAUGUCCUAAAACUGGUGUUUUAAUAAUCGCUGGAACAGCUGGAAAUAUUGUAGUUGCAACAUUAGAAGAGUUGCCAGUGACAAACUCAGAUGGUGUUCGAACAACAACAAUGGACUUAGUUGGUGAACAUUUGGGCUUUGUCUGGAAGGGACACGACCCAUUAAAAGUGAAACAAACUUUACUUGAGCAGAGUCAACCUUUGACUGAUGGUGUUGAAGUAUUAGGCGUGUUGCAAGUUAAACCGCCAGCAGCUAUAACUUGUAUUGCUUUGCAAACAAAAUGGGGAUUGUUGUCAGCUGGAACUGCUCAUGGUUUAGUCCUUUAUGAUUUUAAAAACAAUCGACCGGUUCUACAUAAAUGUACAUUAAAUCCGCAUGACUUGACUGGAGCUGGCGAGCCAAUUUCAAGACGAAAAUCAUUCAAAAAGUCGUUGCGUGAAUCUUUCAGACGUUUGCGUAAAGGAAGAUCAACAAGAAAUAAUCAACCAGCAAUUCCAGCUGAAACUCGUCCAGUUGAACGUCAAAUUGAAGCAAGAGCUGUCGAUGACGGAAUGGGAUCAAUGAUUCGUUGUUUGACUUUCGCACAAACUUACAUUACAAAUGCUCAUGCAACGAUUCCAUCCUUAUGGUCGGGUACAAAUUCAUCAUUGGUCUCAAUCUUUGUUCUUCACAUUCCACAACGAACAGGAACAACACCUGAUGAGUCGCCAAAGCCAAUCAUUGGUCAACUUGCUAAAGAAAUUCAAAUUAAACAUCGAGCUCCUGUCAUUUCCAUCGCUUUGUUUGAUGCUAUGAACGUUCCAUUAGAUUUUCAAGAUGGUCCUGGUGUUGGUCCACAUAAAGUUGUGAUUGCUUCCGAAGAGCAAUUUAAGCUUUUCUCGCUUCCACAAUUAAAGCCAGUCAAUAAAUAUAAAUUGACAGCACACGAAGGAGCUCGUGUACGUCGAAUGCAAUUUGCUGCUUUUACUUGCACAAAAACGCCAGAAAUGCUACAAAUAAGUCCAUCGAAAAAUCAACGACCUGCUUCACCUUUAGCAGCUCCUCCACCGCCACCACAAUCAGCAAACGAUUCAGGAGAAAGUGCACCUGAAGCUGAACUUUACAAGGAAUAUGCACUUUUGUGCUUGACUAAUUUAGGCGAUUGCUUGAUUUUAUCCAUUCCAGAACUUAAACGUCAAAUGAAUGCAGCAGCAAUUCGACGUGAAGAUAUCAACGGAAUAUCUUCACUUUGCUUUACAAAUCAUGGUGAAGCACUUUACAUGAUGUCAUCGUCGGAGGUACAACGAAUCACUGUUUCAGGUAAAAAGAUUGUGUCGCCGAAUGGAUCGAUAGAUUUGGAAGAAUGGGAUGAUGAUGAUGACGAUGACGAUGAUGAAAGUGAGAAGGCAAAUGGAAAUAAAACAGAAGGUGAUGAAAAUACAACGAUGGAAGCAACAACACCAAUAAGUGCUGCAAAUAGUGACGCUGCUGUUAAUAAUAAAGGUCUCACAAAUGGCGUUGAAACAUCACCAACUAGCAACUUUGCUAAUGAAACCAUCACAAGCUCCAUUGGGUCUGUCGGUGACAUUACAAUCGACUCAGUUCGUGAUCAUUUGAAUUCGACAGUCACAACGCUUUGCUCACAAACCACCGAAGAAGUUAUUGGGCGCUUAUCAGUUUUGAGUACAACGACAAACAAUACAGCGACGAGUUUACAUCCGAAGGAAAUUUUAGAUGUGAAAACAUUGAAAGAUUCUGUCGGAGAGACAAAUGAAACGCAUCAGAAUUCAGUGAUUGUGAAGUCUGUGAUUACAACGAUUUCACAUGGUGCUGGUGCAACAAAUGGCGAUGCUGAUAAAACGACAACAACGACGAUUACUAGAAAGGAGAGUCAGUUUUAAACAUUUCUGACGAACGAUGACGAUAAAUUAAAUAUUUCUUUGAAAUGAUUAGCAUUUACUUAACAUCACUUUUUUUCCUGUUAUGACUUAACAAAUCAUUUUUAAAUUUAAUAAUCUAUUGAAUUUUUAUUUAAUAUUACAAGAUUUUUUUUAAAAGAUGAUUUUAUUUCCUUCACUAUGAAGAGAAACGCGAAUUAAUAUAUUUUCUGCUUUCAUUUUAAGUUUAAGAUGACUUUUAUAAGUAUUAAAGUAUAAAGAAAAGUAUUAUGUAGUUUUCCUUCUUUUUCAUCAAUCAAUUAUUAGAGCUUAAAAAUAAUAAUAUUACUAAUGAUGCAGCAGAAUAUUUAAUAAAUUGCCUUUGCAUUUUGCCUUUUGCAUUAAAACAUAGAAGAAUACAAAAUAAUGAAACUUUCAAGUGCACUUUGAAUGAAGAAAAAUUUUAAUUUUCUAUACGACAAAGAGAAAUUUAAUUUGAUUUUAAAAGAUAAAAAACAAAAAUAUUUCAAUGACUAGAUUUGUACUUUUGAUUCAUGAAUUUGUAAUUUUUGGAGAAUAAAAGUUGAAAGAAUUUAAAUAUUUAAACA